Octopus bimaculoides (California two-spot octopus) is the source of this 3537-nucleotide messenger RNA. Its product is annotated as protocadherin beta-3. Gene Ontology annotation, cellular component: plasma membrane. Gene Ontology annotation, biological process: homophilic cell-cell adhesion. The record is from RefSeq and is a predicted model, not a curated record. NCBI's taxonomy places the organism in Eukaryota, Metazoa, Mollusca, Cephalopoda, Octopoda, Octopodidae. Gene Ontology annotation, molecular function: calcium ion binding.
GAAAGCAGAGUAGUUAGAGUAAGAACAAAAUGGAAAACGUUUAGGGAACUAUUAUUUCUGUGAGCAACCAAGAGAUUGCCUCCAAGCGAAGGGUAGAUUGUAUGAUGCCUGUGGAUGAAUUGCACGGUUGCAUAGUAGAAAAUAUGGGUAUUGAAUGCAGAGGAUAUGAAAAGGCUGGAAAUCAAGGAAGUGGGAUUGCUUUGCUGGAUGUGAAUUGUUAGUAUGAGUGAACAAUGGAAUACAAAUGAGCCGAGAGGAAAAAUUGGUGAAAAAGAAAUAAGACAUAUUUCCCUGAUUGUUGGUGUUUGGUCGGUUGAAUCGAGAUAUGUUGCUAUCAGCAUGUAUUCUCAUGCUGUUGCUCUGCAGUUGCUUAUGUAGCAAUCUCACUUUCUAUGUAGCUGAAGAGCAAGAUGCAGGAACACUUGUGGGAGACAUAGCAGCUAAUCUGAAUCUAAAUUAUGAUAAACAAACUGCAGACACUAGUUUAGUAUCUUUUAACCUAAUUGGUAUUGUCGAUUUGUUUAAUGUCACAAAAACUGGCAAGCUGUACACUACACAGAAAUUAGAUGCUGAAUCUCUGUGUGCUUAUGAUACUCAGUGUUUCAAAAUGUUACGGGUUAUUUUCAGAGAAAAUAAGAAAAAUGAAAACUUUUUAAAGAUAAAAAUUGUGAUACAAGAUGUCAAUGAUCACUCACCUGUGUUUCCCAAAGCAGAAAUUUAUCUUCGGUUUUUAGAAACAGAUGGUGAAGGAACAAAAAAAUUUCUGCUAAAUGCAAUAGACAAAGAUGUUGGAGAAGCAAACUCACAGAUUUCAUAUCAAAUAGUUAAUGACUACAAAGGAACAUUUGACUUAGUGACUUCUAAAAGAGUUGAUGGUACAGAUAAUCUAGAGAUUGUCUUAAGAGAAAUGUUGGACAGGGAAGUACAAGAAACAUAUAAAUUACAGAUCAUUGCAACAGAUAAUGGUGUUCCACCCAGAAAGGGGAAAAUGGAUGUUCAGAUCUCUGUGAUUGAUGCAAAUGAUAAUCCUCCCAUUUUCUCUCAGAAUAUUUACAAUGUUUUCAUAAAUAGUAGCCAUCGAAUAGAUAAACCAGUGUUUGUCCUGUCUGCUCAUGAUUUGGAUUAUGGCAAUAAUAGUAAAGUUUCAUACAAAUUUGGAUCAAAAACAUCUGAAGCAGCUAAACAUAAUUUUAGGUUAAAUGAAAUAACUGGUGAAAUAUAUCAUAAAGGUAAAUUUUCAUUAGGAGAAAAUCAAAAUUAUAAAUUGUUUGUUGAAGCUAGAGACGGGGGAAAACCGUUUCUUAGUUCCAUUACCUUAGUUCGUAUCAACAUCGUCAGUCAACAUAACAACCCACCAGUCAUUGAGAUCAGUUUUGUUUCAAGAAUAACAGAGGAGACAACUGUCAUUUCAGAAGACAUCAAAGUUGGCAAUUUUAUAGCUUUUGUAAAAGUGACAGAUGAUGACACUGGAGAAAAUGGAGAAGUAGAGUGUCAACUGAAUCAUCCUAAAUUCCAGCUUCAAACCUUGGGAAGCAAAGAAUAUAAAAUAACUGUGAAAGAAGCAGUUGACAGAGAAACAAAAAGUGAUUUUAGUGUAACAAUGACAUGUGAAGAUAAUGGUUCACCAGCAUUACGAAGUAUCAAAAAAUUCUCAGUCAAAGUGACAGAUGUUAAUGAUGUACAGCCUAAGUUUGUAAAGGAUUCAUUCAGAUUUCUGAUUAAGGAAAAUGAAAGCCCAAAUUUCCCUGUUGGCUAUAUGGAAGCUACAGAUCCUGAUGAAGGAGAGGGAGGAAAAUUAUCUUAUUUAAUUUUGAACAAUCAUCAGCAUUUGUUUCCUUUCAAAAUUUCCAAUGGUGGUUUUAUUUCAACAACUAGAUCGUUAGACAGAGAAAUCAAAGACUCUUAUCAGUUCCAAGUUUUAGUGAAAGACAAUGGAACAUUAUCAUUGAAUAACACUGCAAAUGUUACUGUUGAAAUCAUGGAUGUGAAUGAUAAUGCCCCUUAUUUCACUUCUCCUGAUGUUGAAUCAGUCACCCUUAAUGUACAUUAUCUACCACAAAGUAACAACGAGAUUACAGUUUUCAAAGCCUCUGACAAAGACACGCCGAGAAAUGCUUUUCUGAAAUAUGGAAUAUACCAAGGCAAUGACAAGAAAUUAUUUGCACUCAACUCUCGUACAGGUGUGUUGUCUUUUGCUCGCAUGGUUUAUCAGAAUGAUGCUGGGGAAUAUGAACUUGUAGUUAUAGUUGAAGACAGUGGUAUUCCAGUUCUAUCAGCAACUGCUUCAGCUACCUUAAGGCUGACUGUUAGUAAUGAUGCCCCAAAGAUCCAGGCAACUGCAAAGUCUUCGGACAAAGACUGGAUAGAUAUGAACUGGGUGAUAAUCAUUGUUGCAGGGGUUGUGAUUGUAUCUGUGGCUAUUGUGAUAUCAGUUACUGUAUGUAUUAUAAAGUACUGUAAAUCUAAAAACAGACUCUCUGCUGAAAGGAACACAUCCUCAAACCAUUCUCAAAGAGAAAUGAGUCAACUAAUUUCAGACAAUUAUCAUCCUGCUACUAUGGUAAGAAAUUUACCUAGAAUGCAUAAUACAAAUGAUUCUUUUAUUGACCCAAGAACUGAGUUUUUUCAUGGAGUUCCAUCUCAAACUUGGAGGGAGUGUAAAUCCCCUUCCUCACGACAAAGAGGACCAAUACCAACACCGGCCUUCAUUCCACAAGUUGAAGUCAUACGAGAAGAAAAGGGAGUUGAAGAGAGUCAAAAUAUAACCACACCAUCAACAUUGAAAAGAGACCAUCGAUUUAGAGGGAACACAAUCAACAGACAUUAUGAAGAAAUACCAGAUUUGCCCACCUAACUAGGAAAUACUUAUUUUUGAAAAAGUAAGAACAUGAAACAAUGUACAAACUGAUAUUUUUCAUAACUAUAUGUAAGACAGUUAUUAUUAUUAUUUUUUUUUUUUGAAUUUCUAAAAGAAAUUUAAUUCUCAAAAGGAAAUACAUUACAUAUUUCAUACUUUAAUAAUAAAAAAAAAAAAAUCUCUUGUUCUGAAAACAAAACAAAAAACAAAACAAAAAAAAAAUAAUAAAAACAAAAAAAUCAUAAAGAAAAAUAGAAGAUGGAGUGGAAGUGAGGGUAUAUUUGAAUUGUUUUUUUUUUGAGAUGACAUAACUGCACAAUUUUAAACAAUGACUUGACGCUAUAAUAUUGAAAACCAUGUUGAUAUGUUGUUAUAUACAUAUUAUUUCAUACAUCAUUGAAACUUAACAAACUCAUCUGUUUUUUGUUUUUUUUUCGUUUUUGUUUUUGGUUUAUUGUCCUUAACUUGCCAAACACAUGUUAUAAAAGAAUUUAUUAUUCAUUUUCAUGGACAUCAAAGAAAAAUAUGUGAGAAAUACUUUGACUAAUAAAUGCAAAAGAAACAAAAUAAAUAUGGAAGAAAAAAUUUUUUAAAAAUGAAAGAAAUUAAAUGUGUUGGUCAUUGAUCCUUAGAAUUAACAAAACAACCUCAAUUAAACCCCUCAACUAAUAUAUCAUAAU